Papilio xuthus (Asian swallowtail) is the source of this 4434-nucleotide messenger RNA. RefSeq names its product EGF like, fibronectin type III and laminin G domains protein pikachurin. The record is from RefSeq and is a predicted model, not a curated record. NCBI's taxonomy places the organism in Eukaryota, Metazoa, Arthropoda, Insecta, Lepidoptera, Papilionidae. Bases 1 to 2931 code for a protein of 976 amino acids. The transcript has 16 exons.
AUGGAACCUUUAUUGGUACUGAAGGAAUUAAACGCAACAAAAUCAACGGAAUCUACGGGUACAAAAGAGGAUGUUCUAUAUCAGAAAGACGUAUCAUUUUCAGCAGAACUAGAAAUAGCCCCGUCCAAUAGAAUUAAUAAAACUAUUGUUAGCGAAAAACAUUCCGAGGAGAACAUAUUAACAACAUCACCGACAAUACAGUAUGAUAUAAAAGAAACAAAUUAUACUUAUACUGGAGAAAUAUCUAAACAAAUCGAUGGAUUUAAAAGUUUGAUAGAAGAUGGAGUCAGCAAAACUGAUAUAAAUAUAAUUUCCGAGGACAAAUUAAAAGAAGCCAAUCUUGAUAAUGUUAAAGUAACAACACUCGGUCCGAGUUUGGAACAAAAGGUGCCAGGUGCGACAGUGGCGCCGCCGUGGACUGCUGCGGUCGAAAGCUGUGACUGCGAUUCCUGUAAUGGCGCACGAUGCUCCUGCCCACUCAGUAACAAAUGUAAAUCAGACAUAAAAAUCUCAACGCCUCGUUUCUCCGGCACAUCGUGGGUGGCGCUGCACGCGCUGCGAGGCGCGUACAAACGCGUGCGAUUACGUUUACGCGUGCGGCCUGAGCGCGCGCGCGGAAUACUACUUCUCACCGGCGAACAUGACGACCUCUCGGGGGACUAUUUGGCACUACUACUAAGAAACGGACAUUUGGAAUUAAGAUUUGACUGCGGCAGCGGCGCUGGAAUCCUUCGCUCACCGGAGCCAAUACGUCUGGGAAGAUGGAACACGGUGUCCGUGUACCGGCAUCGCUGGGACGCCUGGCUUAGACUAAAUAACGGCAAACGAGUCCGUGGACGAUCUAAGGGUCUAUUCUCCCGGAUGACGUUCCGUGAACCAGUAUGGGUCGGCGGCGCUGGCAACACAACUGGGCUUCAGAACAAACUGAGUCUUUCAGAAGGUCUGCUCGGCUGUGUAGACUUUCUGAGAAUAAAUGGCGACACAUACAGAUUAAUGAAAGACGCAAUCUCCACACAAGAUAUUGCGGAAUGCGCACCAACUUUAGCACCUUGGAAACCGUACAAAGAAGAGACUACAAGUGAAAUUGUACAUCACAAGCAUUCAGAUAACCACGCAAUAUAUGAUAUCAAUGAUAUUGUACAUUUUGAAGACAACGAUAUUGUUAUGAGAGACGCAAAAACAACAGACGAAGAAAACAAAAUGGACAACUCACUUGAUAUGUUCAAACAUUACGAUUAUAAAAAAGUGAACAUUCUUGAUGUUGAUAAUGAUUCGAAAGAUGUUAAAGUUAACGGUGAUGAAGUUAAAAAUGAUGAAGUAAAAGGUGAAGAGAAAUGUGAAUGUGAACAUGGCGGUGGCUGCGUAGGUGGAGUGUGUUUAUGUCCUUUAGGAUACGCCGGUGUUAAAUGUGAAAUAACAUUAGAUCUAAAGGUUCCUCGCUUCAAUGGCUCGUCCUACCUUCGUCUGCCGAGUCUUGGUAACUCUGCGCAGUCAUGGCUCGAUAUACAGAUAACAUUAAAGCCGACAAGUGGAGAUGGUUUAGUGCUAUACGACUCACAGCGGCAGAGCGGCGACGGAGAUUUCUUCUCGUUGCAUCUCAGAGAUUAUUUCGUUGAGUUUGCAUUUGAUCUGGGAUCGGGGAUAGCACUUGUCAGAUCAGCGUAUCCAUUAGAAGGCAACGCGUGGCACAAGAUAUCCGUCAGUCGGUCGGGACGUCGCGCGUCACUGCGCGUGCGGCCCACCGACAUGACGCCGCGCCUGGUGUCGGGGCCGACAGCGCGCCAGGUGACGGACACGACGCGCUCGGUGACGUCACACGGCGCGGCGCGGCGACUGACACUGACGCAGCCGAUGUUGUUGGGAGGCGCGCCGCAUCCGUUGCCGCCGAGGUUGGCGCUCAAGUCAUCUUUCAGUGGUUGCGUCGCACAGCUGGUAAUCAACGAUGAAGAGUUAUCUGUGGUAUCUUCAGCUCUCGGUGGAGUCAACGUCGACAACUGCGACGAUCCGAAGAAUAAUUCUUGCUUAGACAAGAACCUAUGCAAAGAAUCAAUACAACCAUUCCAUUAUUUGAAUAUAUCCGAAAACGAGAUCCAUCACUCCAUAGUCGCGAAGAAAGGAUUCAAAUUAAAAUAUCACAAAGUAAAAUCGAAGAAACAUCAUCAUGCUGAGAAAUACAAGAAAUAUUUAGCUAAAAACCAGUAUAUUCAGAACGAUGAGCCGGUAGACAAUGUACCAACAGACGGGCCUUACGAUGGUCAGACGUACAUGCAAGUUAAAUAUUUAAAUGGUAACGAAAUUAAUUGGGGAGAUACAAAUUCAUAUCCAAGUUUCACCGGCAUAGAUAGUUUCAUACAUAUUGAUGAUGAAGAAACUAUGAAAAGACUGGUGAGCUACAGUCUGGACAUCAACGUGCGGUUCCGCGCGCAGACACCGCACGGCCUGCUCGUGUGGACUGGCCGCGCCCGCACGCGUGACCCCACUGAACCCAGUGACCCACGUGACCCACGUGACCCCAGUGACACACAUCACAACGGAGACUUCCUCUCCCUAGCCAUAGAGAACUCCGUGCUAGUGUUCAGAUACGAUUUGGGCAGCGGAGAAGUGGUAAUUAUAGCAAAUCAUACAAAAGUGGACGACGGCUUGUGGCACCGGGCACGCGCUACAAGGAACCGUCAAGCGGGUGUGCUAGAAGUGGACGGACUGGGUUCCGUCGGUAAGAUAUCGCCCGGGAAACUCAAACAGCUUAACACUGAGAAUGGACUCUAUAUAGGAGGGUUGCCAUCAAUAGAAUUGAACACGAUGGGAAAAUAUAAAAGUGGUUUAAUAGGAUGCGUGUCGCAAAUAUCAUUGAGUGGAGAUUUUGAUAUACCACUAUCAUUGUCAAAACUUCCUCACACAAUCACAAACAACGUGGGGAGAUGCGUUCCAUAGUAAAAGAUGAUUUAAAUGAACACGAGUUCAUUUAAAUAAUCCAAAAUAAGUUCAUUUUAUACGAGCAAAGUUCAUUUAUUUUAUCUAUGAAAUGUAGAAUUUGUGUGCAAAUGUUAGAUUGUAUUUAAUUUCUAAGUGCAUUUAAUUUUUAUACGAAAAAUAAUUUAAAUUUAAAGAGUUUUGUAACUCUAAUAACAUAUCAAAUUAACAUCGGUGGCAAUAACACUACAAUAUGUCAUUUGAUAAAUGGUGUUGCCAUAAAAAUGAACUACCAAUACCUAGUCAAUUUAGAUUAUAAGUAAUAUUAACAGUCCUUAUGUCCUUUCUGUAAUUUUUACGAUUUCCUUCAAUAUCUUUUUUUUUGUUAUCUUUUUUCCAUGAGAAUGGAUAAAGUUUUCGAAGUGCUUUACUAUCUAGUAAAUAUGAAAAGAACUAAUUGUAAUGUUAUACUAAAAUAUAGUUGUACAAGUACGUUUGCACGCGUAAUCAUUUCAGGCCAGGGUCGGAUUAGAAAAAUACAAAAAAAUGUCUUAUGAAUGUAUAAAUCGUUUUAUGACUCGAAUUUAAUUCUUACCUAAAUGAAUUAGUUAAAAAACAAAGACUAAAAUUAAAUAACACAAUUAUAUCAAAAAUUGGUCAAAGUAAAAUAUGUAAUUGCUAACUUUUGAGAAUCCUUCUGGGACGCCAAUUUAAUCUAUUGAUACUACGUUGCUGUAUAAAAUUAUUUAUAUGUACUAUGAAGUUCAUAAUCCGGCCCUGCAUACUAAAUUAGUUAAUGGAAUAGAUGCAAUUUGUUACAAGAGUGUUUAUAAAUAUAAUUAAUGUAUACUUAGCGUUUGUAUAUGAGAAUGUUUUCAUAUGGACGUGGUUUAGAGUUACGUAAUUAGAUACUGAUACAAUAGUAUUUGUGUAUUGAAUUGAGCUUUUAUAUUAAGGUUCAAAGUGUUGCCAGGUGAAUACAAAAGUAUAAUUUGUUGAAUUUAUCUUCUAGUCUCUGUCUUAAAGAAGCUGUAAAACCGUAAAGUUUUAUUUAUAUGUACAUAAUUUAUGUACUAAACCGGUAUAUACGUAUAUGAAAAAUAAAAAAUUAAGACAAAAAUAUUUCAGGGAGCAGAAAUGCACUUUACUUUUUACAAUUUUCAAACCCUUUUUUAUUCAUAAUCAAUUUAAAGUAUGUAUUUACUAGAAUUUAAACGCAAAAAGCUAACUUUUUAAAAUUAUUCUUUAAACUAAAUUGCCAUUUAAAUCUUACAGAAUCACCUGGCAACACAGGCCGUCACAUUUUUAUUAUUUCUCUGCCGACCGCUGAUUUGCAUUGCUUGAAGUUUCCAACACAAACGUUUGAGCACGGCGUAGUCAUUGUUAUAGAGUAUAUUUAUCCAGUAGAAUAAUGAAAUGCUUAAAAUCAUGUGAAAUGAGCAAAAACAACUUUAAGUUUUACCAAAGAGUACCAAUCUUAUCGACUUUGUAAGUUUUUUUGAAAAAUUCUCCAAAUUAUUCCAA